CCCGCGGCGGGGACACACCCAGACACACCCCCACCGCGGCCGCCUCCGCCGCCUGCACCGGGUCCCGGGGCGCCGCCCCCUUCCCCCUCCGGCGCCUCACCUGUGCGCCUGCUCCUGUUUGGCCGCGCAUCCUGCUCUCUUCUUCCCGGGUUCUGUGCCAUCUCCCUGCCCGCUUAGCCAGGUCCCCUUUUCCCAUGCUCCCUAACAUACACGGAAGCUGCUCCAGUACCUGACUGGCCAACCCCAAGCGUUCCCGAUUCUCCCUUUUACAGCUCUCGCCCCUCCAGGGCCGACGCUAGAGAAAGACUUUACUCCAGGGGCUUCCUCCUCAAAAGAGCAAACAAAAAGGCGCUGGUGUAGGCUCCAAAAAUAAACAUCUGAAUUCGUGAUGGCAUCGACAGAGGCUCUUAAUGGAUUAAAAGUUUCAAAACAAACAAUAACGCUUUGGAAAAAGCAGGGUUGAAUGUCUGCCUGUACUUUCAGGCAUGACCAUGGAGAAAAGUGGGAACAUACAAUUGGAGAUCCCUGACUUCAGCAACUCUGUUCUGAGCCACCUCAACCAGCUACGAAUGCAAGGCCGUCUCUGUGAUAUUGUGGUCAAUGUGCAAGGACAAGCUUUUCGGGCUCACAAAGUAGUACUGGCUGCCAGCUCUCCUUAUUUCCGAGAUCACAUGUCCUUGAAUGAAAUGAGUACUGUGUCCAUUUCUGUCAUCAAGAACCCUACUGUUUUUGAAGAGCUCCUUUCUUUCUGUUACACGGGGCGGAUAUGCCUGCAACUAGCAGAUAUUAUCAGCUAUCUAACAGCCGCUAGUUUUUUGCAGAUGCAGCAUAUUAUCGACAAAUGUACACAGAUCCUAGAGGGCAUUCAUUUCAAAAUUAAUGUGGCUGAAGUUGAAGCAGAAUUAAGUCAAACGAGGACAAAGCACCCAGAGAGACCUCCAGAGUCUCACAGGGUUACACCAACUCUAAACCGCUCCCUUAGCCCACGACAUAAUGCUGCAAAGGGAAACUGGAGGGGACAGGUCAGUGCUGUGCUGGAUAUCAGAGAGUUCAGUCCCCCUGAGGAGUCCACCAGUCCUCAGAUAAUUGAACAGAGUUCUGAUGUAGAGAGCCGGGAGUCCAUUCUUCGAAUCAACAGAGCAGGACAGUGGUACGUGGAGACAGGACUAGCAGACCAGGGGGCACGGAGCGGAGAUGAAGUUAGGGUCCUUGGAGCAGUGCACAUCAAAACUGAAAACCUGGAAGAGUGGCUUGGGCCAGAGAAUCAGCCUUCGGGAGAAGAUGGGAGUAGUGCAGAGGAAGUCACAGCCAUGGUGAUUGACACCACAGGCCACGGUUCUAUAGGACAGGAAAGUUAUACUCUAGGGUCUUUAGACACCAAGGUAGCUCGGCCAACCAGCAGUGAAGUUGACAGAUUUAGUCCUUCCGGCAGUGUUGUUUCCAUGACAGAAAGAUACAGAGCCAGAAGUGAGUCUCCUGGGAGAAUGGAUGAGCCUAAGCAACUUAGCUCCCAGGUAGAAGAGUCAGCAAUGAUGGGAGUAAGCGGCUAUGUGGAAUAUCUUCGAGAACAAGAAGUAUCUGAGCGGUGGUUCCGGUAUAAUCCCCGUCUCACUUGCAUCUACUGUGCCAAAUCUUUCAACCAAAAAGGAAGUCUGGACCGACACAUGCGCCUGCAUAUGGGAAUCACACCAUUUGUCUGCCGAAUGUGUGGGAAAAAGUAUACCCGGAAAGAUCAGCUGGAAUACCAUAUCCGCAAGCACACAGGCAACAAGCCCUUUCACUGUCAUGUUUGUGGCAAAAGUUUCCCCUUCCAGGCCAUCUUGAAUCAGCACUUUCGAAAAAACCACCCUGGCUGUAUUAUACCCCUAGAAGGGCCUCAUAGCAUUUCUCCUGAAACAACUGUCACAUCUCGGCAAGCUGAAGAAGGGUCACCUACGCAGGAAGAAACAGUUGUUCCUGGGGAAUCUGCCCAGGGCUCAGUGUCUACUACUGGGCCAGAUUGAAACAUUGAGGGGGAGGGGGCAGACCCUCUUCCCCUUUUGGGCUGUAACCAGCCCAUAUCAGGACCAUGGGCUGGUACUUCAAUUCACAAAAUGCCACAUUACUCAACUAGAAGAUGUUCCCAUGGUGUUGCCAAAUUAGAGGGUCAACAUGCAGCAAGCACUAAAGGCUCUUCUCUUUCCCACCUCACACUUUGGAAAAUAAUCAAGCAAAUCAGCUUCUAAUUCAGGGAUCAACAGCCUUGGUUUGUUAACUUUAUAAGAAAAAAUGUUUUUAACAAAACUGAUCAGUAAAUGGUCAUUUAUCUACCAGUCAUGAUUGAACAUUGUACUUAGGUCCAUAUCAUCUUGGUGGAUGAAAUCCUAGAUCUUUAAAAAAAAAAGUGCAACGGGAGCUUUGGCCAACUGAAGCAGCCUAUCAGAAGUGGGAAAUGUAGUCACAAUGGUGAGAAAGGGGAAUCUUUCCUUCCUGUUCCCUGCCAGAGCAUGCAUUUCCAUAUUUUAAGAAAAAGAAAUGAAUACUGGUGGUUCUUACUAUUCUAAAAGGUUAGACUGUCAUUGCCCUGGGGAGGCAUCUACUACUUUGUCUGGUUGUUUCAUGUGAUUGGCUGCCUUGAAGCAGUAGUCUAGUGAGCAGCAUCACCUGAAGCAUGUUAGACAGGUAAAGGGAGCAGCCGAGCAUUUACAGUGAGCACUUCUACAUGUGGGAGCUUGAGAAGGGGUAGAAGAGGGGAGGAAGUGUUUAUGCUUUGCAGCCUUCUGAUUGGUAUUUGUAAACCAUAACACUUGUGUACAUUCUUGGGUGUUAAAAAAAAUGUUUCUAGUUACAUGAGUUAUCCUGUUAGGCUGACUACCAAAAUGUCAUCCUUUACAGCUCCUAGUUUCAUAUAACAGCAAUAUUGUACAUCAAAAAUGUCACCUUCCAGUGAAAAGAUCCUGGAUUGUAUUUUUAAAUCCAUGAGUCUCCACAUUUGAUAACUUUUAUAUGAAGUUUUUAAACAAUUUUUUUCCUGCAAUAUUGUAGUUGAAGAAAGAUUCAACACCGUUGUUCUUAUUGCAACCACAAUUUCAUUUCCUUCUACGUGUUUUGUAUUUUAUAUUUUCAGUCCAAUGAAGAACCUCACUUAAAUCUAUGUCUUGGAUUUUCAAAUCUAUAUAUAAUUCAUAAACCAAUUUUUUUUAAAUAAUACACUACAGGGCACUUCACUUACAAGAAACUAUCUUGCACAACCGUGUUGCAAUAAAUGAUCAAGGGAUCAAUUUUUAUCAGGUAUGGUUAUAUAAUCAUUCCUAAGAUUUUUGAAACUUCAAGGGACUUUUUUAGUGAUUUUGAGUUUUUCCGAGAUUGUUAAUCCAGCUCUGAAUUUACCAAACACAUAGAGCUUUACAUGCCCUGUCUUGCAUGCAGAGAAAGGAGUAGGAAUGCUAAACAAUACAGGCAAAAAGAUGCCUGAAGUCUACAGUGCAAACAGAUGUCUCUAGCUUCUCUUGAGUGAUUUUUUUUUAAAGAAUGUUUAAAUGUGUAAUGGUUUAAGUAAUUGUUUUGGUACAGGAAUGUGGAUGAUUCUAAGAGAUUUCGGAGAGGGGCUAGUCCUGCCUGCCCCUAGUGAGCCAUUUAUGAGAAUGUGAAGUUUGUGCUCCUUAUGAGCACCUUGUGGUAUGGAAAGGUGGGGAAAAAUACACUUUUGAUGAUAAGAAACUGGAAUGCAAAGGGUAGCUUUAAGCAAUCUGAGAAUUGUAUAUAUUGUAUCACUAGAGAAAGUUUUUCUCUUUUGAAAAAGUAUAGAAAUUCAUCUUUUAAAGGAGUUUUAUGGUGCUCCAAUGGAAGAGCCUGCCCUAAAAAGCAGCACUGGAGAGUGUGUCUUAUCUUUGAUAAUCACAGGCAGGCUUCUUGCAACUUAGUUGGGCAACAGCAUGAUAGAGUGAAAACUAUAGUAGAGGUUACUAUGUUCUGUGGCAUAGAAACAAGUGACAUUCUUGGGAAACAUUCUGGCUUUCGGUAGACAGAUUCUGUCUUUACUGAACAGACAGGUAGCUGGCAAGUACAGAAGAUGCUGCUUUAGAUGGAUUUUUUUUUUAAUGCAACCGAAAGUAUUUUAAGUCUACCCUUCUUUUGAAAAGUUAAGUUGUAUGCUGAAAAGUUGUUUUUUGCAUUGUUAGCUUUCUAGGUCAAAUGUGAGAAAAUAGAGCUUUUAACUAUUACCAAAUUAUAAAGUUCAAGUGCAGUAAUUUCUGUAAAGAGAAACUUCGGAGCCCUUAUCAGCACUGCAUCCAAGGUCAGCCACCAAUAUCUUGAAUGGGGUAGAGACUGUUGUCAUGUGGAGAUGAUAGGCAUGGCGGGUUCUCUUCUGUUUUCACUCAUUUCUAACAGGUUUUUACUGAAUUGAUACUGUGAAUAGAGUGCUUCUGGUCCUAUGACCACAUCAGCACAAUGUCUUUGCUGGUCUCUCCUCUAAUUGGCCUAGCCAGAGCCAUGAAAUUCAUGAGACUUCUAGCCAGGCUACCUUUGAAGCAAAUUAAAGUUUUCAAAGAUAAUCAUCUGUUUUAGUAGAAGUAAUACCAUUCUAAACAUCCAGGAUUCAUAUCCAGAUUCACUGUGACAUUGUCCUAUUCUUUGCUAGCAUCACUGUAGGGUCAUAAGGGUUAGUAGUAUACUAUCUAUGUUAAUGAGUAUUGGUGUAUACAAGAAGUAUGCUCAUUAAGAGUGUACUAAAUGAACUUGAGCUGAUACUGAAACUUACUGCCAAAUCUUUACUUGCACACGUCACCUUGUGAGGGGAACUGCAUUAGCAGUAAGAGCUAAAUCAGUAGGUAACUUAAUGCCAUGAAAGUGCAGUAUCAGAAACUGUUAUCAUUGAGUGGCACUUAGCAGAGGAAGUAUCCAAUAUUGUCAUUGAAAACAGAGAGUUGGCCACAUGAGUAUCUAUUUUCAAUCUAACUAGACUUUUUACUCUCUCUGAAUUCUGAUACUGAUAUAAACUGUGGCAUUCACAUGGCAGUAACAUUGUAUUUACUCAGAAAGGCUCUUCCUAAUGAAUUCUUCUCUUUUUACUCAGAACCAUAAUUACCUCUAAACUAAGUUUUAUUUUAUGUAAAUUCCAAACAACUCCAUAGUUUGAGAGGGUUUGUUUUGUUUUUGAUAUUUGAGACAAGGUCUUUGCUAUGUAGCCCCUUGCUGUCCUCGUCCUCACUAUAUAGCUCAGCAGGGCCUUGAACUCAUAGGAAUCCUUCUGCCUCAACCUCAUAAGAACUGAGAUUACAGGCAUGUACCACCACACCUGGCCCCCAUUCCACUUUUUUUUACUAAGGAACUAAAUCUAAUCUGGACUACAUAAAACUGAAUUAGUUUGUAAAGACAAAGAAGAAAGCAAGCAGUUAAAAGUUUUUUUGUAUUUUUGCAUUUUUCUGUUUCUAGUUCCCUUGACAUCAGUGAAACAAAGAUGGUAUGAAAGUAAACAUAGAUUGUCCCUGCUUCUUCAUUGUGGAAAUCCAGCUUCAUUUGGAAUUGUCUGGUGAAAGAGUGAUGUUUGGAACUUCAUUUUUAAUAGCUGAGUAGUCCUUUGCCAAGAAAUAGUUUUUACACAGUCUCACUACUAGCUCACACUAGUUUUUCUUUUAACUGGUGUAAUUACUUUUUGUUUGAUAAGAAGGUCUAAUAUAAAGAAACAGAAGCAGUGGAAAAUGGAAAAUGAAAGAAAGACUUUUCCUUUUCUUUAUGGUUUUUCAAGACAGGGUUUCUCUGUGUAGUCCUAGCUGCCUUGGAACUGGCUCUGUAAACCAGACUGGCCUCAAAUUCAGAGAUCUGCCUGCCUCUGCUGGGACUAAAGGUGUUUGCGAUCACUGCCUGGCAAGGAAAGACUUCUUUUUUUUUUUUUUUU
This is a messenger RNA of Mesocricetus auratus (golden hamster), 5878 nucleotides long. It is a transcript of the gene Zbtb37, whose product is annotated as zinc finger and BTB domain containing 37. Gene Ontology annotation, molecular function: DNA-binding transcription factor activity, RNA polymerase II-specific; protein binding; RNA polymerase II cis-regulatory region sequence-specific DNA binding. The transcript is spliced from 4 exons. Gene Ontology annotation, biological process: regulation of transcription by RNA polymerase II. The coding region runs from base 486 to 2003 and encodes 505 amino acids. NCBI's taxonomy places the organism in Eukaryota, Metazoa, Chordata, Mammalia, Rodentia, Cricetidae. The record is from RefSeq and is a predicted model, not a curated record.